AAUUAUUAUAACCUAUUUGCUUCUUUUACAGUUCAUAAAAAAUAAUGCCGUGCAUAUAUAGUAAUUAAUAAAAUAUAGUUCAAGGAAUUCAAACAUUUGAAAAAACAAACAUGACUGCGUUUGAAGAAUUUGGAGUUUUACCGGAAAUUGCAAAAGCUGUAGAAGAGUUAGGCUGGAUCUUACCAACAGAUAUACAAGCAGAGGGUAUACCGUUGGUUCUAGGCGGAGGUGAUGUACUAAUGGCUGCUGAAACUGGUAGUGGUAAAACGGCAGCGUUCUGUCUUCCUAUUAUACAAAUCGUUUGGGAAACGUUGAAGGACAUAGAGUCAGGCAAAGCCAACAGGAUUUCAAAAUCGACAUCACCUCCAUGGACAAUGUCGAUAAUGGAUAGAGGAAAUGCAUUUGCUGUUGAUCCUACAGGCUUAAGGGUGCAGUCCAGAGAACUGCGUGAAUGGCAUGGAGGAAGAUGUACUUGUGGAGUUCAGGGAAGUGGUAAAUGGGGUUUUGAAGCUACAGUCACUGAUGAAGGACUGUGUAGAGUGGGUUGGUCUACUUUAGAAGCUUCCUUAGAUCUUGGGACUGAUAGAUUUGGAUUUGGUUUUGGUGGUACAGGGAAAAAGUCAAAUAACAAACAAUUUGAUAAUUAUGGAGAGGCAUUUGGCAAAAAUGAUGUAAUUACCUGCCUGUUGGAUUUAGAUAAAGGAGAAAUUGCAUUUUUAAAGAAUGGAAUUGAUUUGGGAAGUGCCUUCACUGUUGACAAACAACUUAGGAAUUCUGCCUUCUUCCCGGCAGUAGUUUUAAAGAAUGCAGAAAUAGCAUUAAACUUUGGAAGUACAAAAUUUAAAUAUACUUUACCUACUGGCUUUUGUCCUAUUUGCUCAACUCCAAGAGAUUUGACUGUCAUAAAUACAAAUGGCUAUUCAUCUUUGGACACUAAUAAAAGCACCAAGAACGCAAAAAAUGCCCCUUUUGCUGUUAUAAUUGAGCCUUCUAGAGAACUUGCCGAACAAACGUGUUCUCAAGUAAAAAAUUUUAAGAAGUAUUUGGAAAAUCCCAAAAUUAAAGAGCUGCUCGUAAUAGGUGGCAUCAAUAUCAAAGAUCAAAUUUAUGCUUUACAAAAUGAAGGCGUUGAUAUUAUAGUAGGAACUCCAGGUCGACUCGAAGAUCUUAUUCAAGGCGGAUAUUUAUCGCUAGCGAAUUGUCGAUUUUUUGUGUUAGAUGAAGCAGAUGGUUUGUUAAAACAGGGUUAUACCGAAUUAAUUGAAAGACUUUAUCGACAAAUGCCAAAACUGACUACUGACGGUCGUAGACUACAAAUGAUCGUCUGCAGUGCUACAUUACAUGCGUUUGAAGUUAAAAAAAUGGCAGAAAAGCUUAUGCAUUUCCCGACUUGGAUAGACUUGAAAGGAGAAGAUGCUGUCCCGGAAACAGUUCAUCACGUUAUAGUCAAAGUGGAUCCACAGAAAGACCGAAGCUGGUGUAGUUUACGUAAGCACAUUCAAACCGACGGGGUUCACAGUCAAGACAACAUCCGUCCCGGAAUGAACAGUCCUGAAGUCUUAAGUGAAGCUGUCAAACUACUAAAGGGCGAAUAUGUGGUAAAGGCCAUUGAUGAGCACAACAUGGAUCGAGCGAUCAUUUUUUGUCGUACAAAAUUAGACUGCGACAAUUUGGAACGUUAUUUUAAGCUAAUAGACGCUAAAAAAUAUUCCUGUGUAUGUUUACAUGGAGAUCGAAAGCCGCACGAACGCAAAGCCAAUCUUGAAGCGUUUAAAAAAGAACAAGUCAAAUUUCUGAUUUGUACCGAUGUGGCCGCAAGAGGUAUCGAUAUUACAGAAUUGCCGUUCAUGAUUAAUGUCACCCUUCCCGAUGAAAAGUCCAAUUACGUGCAUAGAAUUGGGCGUGUUGGCAGAGCCGAACGGAUGGGUCUUGCAAUCAGUCUAGUUAGCACUGUACCCGAAAAGGUUUGGUAUCAUGGGGAAUGGUGUAAGACGAGAGGACGUAACUGUUGGAAUACAAGAUUAACAGACGAUGGUGGCUGUUGUAUGUGGUACAACGAAAUGCAGUAUUUAGCCGAUAUUGAAGAGCAUUUGAAUAUUACCAUUCAACAAAUCCAACCAGACAUGAAAGUACCUUGCGAUGAAUUCGAUGGAAAAGUGGUUUACGGACAAAAAAGGAAAUUAACAGGAUCUACUUAUCAAACCCAUACUGUCCAAAUGGCUCCCAUUGUUAAAGAACUGGCCAAACUUGAAAGCGAAGCACAAAUUAUCUUUCUAAAAAGGCAUUACUUGAAAAUAUGUCGCAGAGUUUAAAUUCAUUUUAUUAACUAUUAUACAAUUAGAUUACGAUAAAUUACAGGUUUUGCUAAUUUUUGAUUGUUUUCCAAAUAAAAAUGGUAGAGCUGCUUUUUUUCCAAAAAAGAAAUGAGCCUGUGACUUUGAAAAUAUAUAUUUAUAUGAAUAAAAUAAAAAUGUAUGUAAUUUUGCCAGCUUUACUGUUAAAUCGCCUAGGGAUGGUUUGGUUGUAGUUGUUCUACGUCUACCGUUCAUAAUAUACAAGUUUGGAUGGGAUGGGCUAGGAGUUAUGAAUAUAAAUGUGUCAAAAUUA
Molecule: messenger RNA, 2607 nt
Organism: Agrilus planipennis (emerald ash borer)
Lineage: Eukaryota; Metazoa; Arthropoda; Insecta; Coleoptera; Buprestidae
Gene: Ddx1
Product: ATP-dependent RNA helicase Ddx1
Exons: 13
Coding region: 111-2312 (733 amino acids)
Molecular function (GO): RNA helicase activity; protein binding; nucleic acid binding
Source: RefSeq, a predicted model, not a curated record